CACGCCUCCUUAUUUAACUUGUUUAACGACCUUUUUGAAGAUAUUAAGCUAUUUAUUAUGGGUUUUAUAGAUAUGGGCACCACGAACUGUAGAACUAACUAAAAUACAUAUAUAUACUUUAUUUUGACUACUUUACAUUAGAGGAUAACCUUCUGCAUUCCAUUACAAACCCAUGGAGAGCCAACAGUUUAAUUCCCAUCCAUCAGUCAGAUCUACAGCUCAGCCUGGACCAGGGAAGAUCACCAAAAACCUGGCUGCUCUGACUGCUCAGAGGAACGCCAGCACCUUCUUUGAGAAAUAUGACUGUAGGGAAAUCCAGGAGCUCCUCAGUCUGACUACACACAGCUGGUUACUGGGAGCUGAAGACUUUGCUGUACCAGUAGACGUGCCCCCUGGCAUCAUCAAGCAAAUGAAGAACUUCCCGCACACCAAUGCCAUCAUCCUCGUGCCCUGUGACUCGAGUGUGCCACUCGAUUACCAGGUUGUUCACCAGAUUGUGAGGGAGCUGACAGUGGGAAUAUACUGCUUCAAUCAGGUGCCAAGCAUCAGCCUUGAACCCAACUUUGACCAGAGCACCUCCUGCCAGCUGUCACCUGCUUACUAUGAUACCAAAGUAGGGCAGAUUUUGGUGAAUAUAGAUUAUACGAUGAAGUCUCUCUGGCAUGGGGCGUACAUCCCAAAAGAAAAGCGCAUCCAUUUCACUGAACUGUGGAGGUCCAGCAUGGGUGUGGACUCCAAUGGAUUUCCUCAUACCAGAAAAGAUAUUCUAGCUGAGUUUCUGACAGCAGGUUUACAGGAUGUGUCAGAUGACCCGAGUUACCAGGGUAUUUAUGACAGAGAUUCAGGAGACACUGACCCGACCUAUGACCCUGACAGUGCAGAGGAGCAGAAGCUGUUCUCUCAGUUUGCAGAAAGUGUCCUACUGAAGAUCACCUCCUACCUCACCUCCGUCCAGCAGCACGAGAACCUGUUCAGCUUUGAGGGGGCUCUCUCCCUGUCCAGCGUGUUCCGGCUGACUGAGGACUCGGUGGAGCUGAGCACCUACCAGCAGCUGCAGCAGAGACUGGCCAGACACUCCAGGCUGGUGAAGAAACACCUGGGACGCAAAGUGGAGCUGAGCCAGGACCUGGCCUACCUGAAGCUCAUCAGCUGCCUUGUGCCUUUACUGGUGGCCCUGAGGAAGAAGAUGAGGAUUCCUGACCUGUCUCAGAUGCUCCCUCCCAUAUCAGAAGACAAGGUAAAAACCGAGCGAGAGCUUCCUCCUCUUCUCCUCGGACCAAAGUUCUCCUGCAGACACUUCUCAUACCCACCUGACCAGUACUUUCACCUUCACGGAGGAAUCGAGUUCGACACUGGGACUCCUGAGCUGGAUGACAUCACUGAGGAGAUAAAACUGGCUUUAUCAACGCUACAAAAUCAAGCGUCAGGAUAUCUGAAAGACUUACUUUGGCAAGAAAAUGCAUACAAAAAGCAAUUUCCUGUUCCACUGAGUGAGAUUAAUGGGAAAAGGUACUGUGUGAUCUGCAUUGAGCUGGCAUCCUUCUAUCCUCAACACAACACGGUUCAGUGGUGGGAAGGCAUGAGCACGGUUAUAAAAACCCUGCGGGGGGAGAAACUUCCCUUAACAGACAUUCAGCUGCAUGAACUGUUUAAGAAGACAUUUGGCUAUGCAAAAGCCAUAAAGUGCAAGAGUGUCCUGUAUGGCCUCAGGGCAGCAGCGGAGCGUGGUCUGUCAGCUGCGUUUCACACUCUGACCCGUAAGAACUCACAGUCCCACCUGAUGAUGCUGGAUGAGCGUGGCUACUCCCUGCUUCACCACGCUGCUGUCUGUAACCACGCACAUAUCAUUUGCCAGCUGGCAGCUGCUGGAAUUAACCUCAACCAGGCACGCAGGUCCAGAUUCAGUCACUCUGGGUUCACAGCGCUUCACCUGGCAGCACAGUGUGGCUCUCUGGAAGCUCUGAACUGCUUACUUGCUCUAAAAGCAGACUACAGGCUCGUAGACCAGAGAGGAUGGACGGCUGUUCACUUUGCAGCCUUUUAUGGCCAGGUCGCGUGUGUUCAGGCCCUGUGCAGGAAAGAUCCGACCCUGCUGGACAGACGCACAUCUGCAGAGUAUCACACCACCCCCGUGUUACUGUCAGCCACAUCAGGCUCUGUGGAGGCGCUGGAUUACCUGCUGUCCAGCGGUGCGAACUGGAGAGAGACGGACAGUAAGAGCAAUAACGCCGUCCAGCUGGCAGCCCUGUAUUUCCACAUCAACAUCCUGAGACGUUUCAUAGAGCUGGAUUUGGACGACCUUCCUGUGUGGAAGAUACUUGUUGAGAUGCUGCGGAGUGAUGAGCACAAGAGGCUGGAGAUGGGUGUCAGGUGCCUGGAGGCUCUGUGUGUGAACACUGACUCCUUCUGGAAGGACAUAAUGGAAGCAGGUGGAAUUGCUGCACUGGUGGAGAUUCUGAGCAGUGGAAGGCUGAAGCUCCAGUGCAUGGCUGCAGCAGUGCUGUGUCACAUGACGGAGAACGUUGCAGUGUGUGAGGAGCUGGUUCGAUGCAGAGCUGUGGCGGUGCUAAUUAAACUUCUUGGUGGCCAGCAGCCUGAGAUCCACUCGCGCUGUGCUGUUAUACUGGCAGAUUUGGCCGGCCACAGCGGACAGUACCAGACCCAUAUCGCUGACCUGGGUGGAGUGGAACCAGUAGUGAAUCUCCUGAGCUCUGAUCUUCAGGACGUGCUGUUGAACGCUGUAAGGUGUGUCCAGGCUCUAUGUGUCGGGUGCCCUUCCAACCAGACUGCAGUGGCUCGAGCUGGAGGAAUCUCACAGCUGGUAGAAUUCCUCACCGUGAACUCUGAGGUCCUGCAGGAGGAGGUGUGUCUGGCUCUGGCUGAGCUGGCUCGUGAUCACACUGAGAAUCAGGAGCUGAUCUGUGGGGCAGGUGCCGUCCAGCCCCUGGUUCAGGUCCUGCAGACCAGGAAGAUGUCCACGCAGGUCAAAGCAGCCAGAGCCAUUGAAGCCAUAGCACACCAAAACCCUGCCAUACAGACGCUGUUUCAGAAGACACAUGUAGCCAGGUACCUUCUGCAGCUCUUAAAGGUUUUCCAUCAGACUUCGAGAGAGCAGGGAGCCGUGUCUCUCUGGGCAUUGGCGGGAGACACUCUGAAGCAGCAGAAGUACAUGGCCAAUGUCAUCGGCUACCACUCCAUCCUGGACAUGCUCCUGUCCAGCUCAGACAAAAUGCAGUAUGUGGGUUGCCAAGCUGUGAUAGCCCUCAGCCGAGAGAGCUGUACCCACCAGAAAAUCCUGUGCAGGGAAAACGGGGUGCCACCACUGGUGCGGCUGCUGCGCGGGUCCCGCUCUACAGAGAGGACUCUCCUCAGCGCCAUCUGCGCCCUCCGUACCCUGUGUAUAGGAGUGGCCCACACAAACAACGCAAAGAGUCAAGCAGUAAUAUAUGAGGAGAAUGCUGUUGCAGUGUUGUUAGAGCUUCUGCAAAACCAUGAAUCUCUACAGGUUAAAGUCCAGGUUGCUCAGACUCUGGCUUGCAUUUUGAUGGGGAACCAGAAGCUUCAGAAAGUCUUCUGGGAGAAAGAGGAUUUCUCCUAUGACACUGUUGUGGAGCUUCUUCAAUCUGAAGACCCGGAAAUCCGUUUGGAAGCAGGACAUGCACUGGCCCUGUUUGCAUGCAAUAACCCAACUCAACAGACAGCAAUUUGGAAAAGGGGAGGAGUUCCUGUGCGAACAUAUGAACACUUCUUGGACUCAGACGAUGAGACUGAGAGGGCUAAGGCUGCAUUUCAGGUAAUUGUGCUUGCCAAUGUAAUCACUGGCUCUGACAAGGUGACGCUCACUGCAAGAGGGAUAACAGCUCUGGUAGCAUUAUUGCAGUCGGAAAAGCCCAACACUGUGGUCAUUACAGCUCAAUUCCUGGCAACCCUGGCUCACACCAGAACUGUUUCAGAUGCCUUAGUGACCAUGAGAGUGGUAGAGCAUCUCACAGCCCAACUGUACUCUAAGGAGGAAGAGGUGCGAACAGCCUGUGCCAAUGCUCUCGGCUACCUGACCUUCAACAGACACGCCCAUCGUAUCCUGAUGGCAGAAUGCAGGAACACGCCCCUGAAGUACAAACUGAUGAUGAACCAUCUAGCAAAGGAUGGCAAGAUAUGCAGCAGAUUUACAUCUGAGUUUGAAAGACAGAGGAAAGUGGGCCUACCUUCACUCAGCUUGGAGCAGAAUGGGGGUCCACCUGUCCAACAGCGCUGUAGCAAAGGUGUGUCUAACAGAAGGAGCUCAUAUCCUGGAUCACCAGCGAUCAGAAGCAGCUCUGACAGCACCAGCGCAGCAGUGCAGCCUUACCGCUACAACCAGAGGAGUAAGACUGCUCUACCCAGAGUCCGAUUCAGUGAGGAGUCUCCCUCCAUUUCUCAGAAUAACGUCACCUGAGUGCCCACAGAGCAGAACUUCCUAAAUAGAGUGAUGGGCUGGCUUUGUUCUGAAUGAGCAUCUCAGUGGACUGCUUUAACUACCCUCUAUGUGUCAACUGUCCAUAGAUAUAACAGGGAAAUGAUUGCACAUGCAAAAAAAAAAAAGCAUCACAAAAAUAAGCAUGGUCAAUUACUGAGGUGUUUUUAUUUAUAAAUAUAAAAUACAUUGCUUAAAGACCUUUAAAUAAACUAUGAAUACUGUAUAUCAGCAUUUAAUCUUCAGUUUCAGAUGGGGAACCUUGAUUGCAGCAUCUCUCACCUCUGUAGAUAUAUCUCUGCCAAGUGGAGCCCUAUUUUAAAAAAGUGAAGAAAAAAAACAAAACAUUGUAGACAAAUCUUUAAUAAACAGCAUUAACUAUACUGUCUGAUUGUCCAAUUUCCAACUAUCCGUACAUAAAAUCAGAAUUACCCUUAAAUAACAGCUGACAAUCGAGUUUAAUGAUCCACUAACUGUAACAGGGAAGAAUGGGAUCUCUAUUAUCCCCCCCCCCCCCCCCUACUCAGUAACUGCACUGUGUGACUUUGGUGGAGCUGCACAAGAACCCUCUAAAGAUCUGCGUAACACAGCAGAUCCAUAGUCAUAUUUGUUCAAAAUCCUAUAAUAUUACUCUGACUCCUCAGUUCACAUGCUUCUCUUACUUCAGGUUUUGCUUCUGUAUGUCUCAGCUUGCCCAGAAAUGCAUGUGUACAGCUUUUCAUGACAGGGGGCCCCCAAAAAGUGUGAUUUGCAUUUAUUGUAGUGGAGUAAAUGUUAAAUACACCUUUCUAACUGUACGGGGAGCCCAGCUCAUGUAUCUGCACAGUGUAACUUUGGUGGAGCUGCAUGAGAGCCUUAUAAAAACUGUCUAACACAGCAGAUCCCUAGUAAUAUUAGUGUAAAUUCUGUUUACAUGCUUCUCUUACUUCAGGUGCUGCUUCUGUAUCUCUCAGCUUGCCCAGAAAUGCAUGUGUACAGCUUUUUUUCAUGACAGGGGGCCCCCAAAGAGUGUGAUUUGCAUUUAUUGUAGUGGAGUAAAUGUGAAAUACACCCUUCUAACUGUAGGGGGAUACGCCCAGUUCACAUAUCUCCACCAAAUGUGCAUAGUGCAGUAGCAGAAUUCUGGCCUAUAGUGACCAAAUUAGCAUUCUAAAGCUGCUAUUUUAAGAUUUUAAGAACAUUUUACACAAUAUUGCUUUAAUGGGUGACUCACUUUGGCUCAUAGCUGACAUCCUGAGUGUAAGGCAAAAUCCCCUUUCCUUCUUUUAGCCUCUCAACACCAUUCCUAAAAACAAAAGCAGUGCCGUUUAGCAGAAUUUAAACAGUGGAUUCAACUAUUAAACAAAGUAAAAAAAACAUGUUAGAGCAUAUUCCUUCCAUACCAUGCAAUCAUCACUCCAUUAUCUGUGCAAAACUUAGAUGGAGGACAGAGUAACUGCAGGCCGGUUGCGUCUGUGACGACUCUCAGCACUUCCCUGAUGUAUUGAUUGCUCGCUACUCCUCCAGACACGACCUAGAGAGGGCAGUGUGCACAAAGCAGAGGUUUAACAGUAAUGGUUGCCAAUGGCAGGAUACUUUUUGUGCCAAAAUCAUUGGAAUUCGAAAGCAAUUAAGCCAGUCUGGAUUUUAUUUUCAUGCUAAAUGCCAAACCACAGUCCUGUGGUGCGGUGACCUUACCAAAGUCGGGCUGUUCUCUGGUAGAAGACCUUUGGCCUUACAGAACAAAAUAGCCCGAUGUGUUCGCUUAGCUGUGUGCGAGGCUACAGUGUGCUGAGUGGCAGCAGCGAUAUCCUCCACGCAGGAUAAUAGCUGACCUUGCUGGAUGCCUAUAAAGAGAGAAAAAAAAAACUUAACCAAAAUAACACCAAAAUAAUUAAAAACUUUGAAUUAAAGCCCCCACCAAACACUGCACCAAAUUAAAGUAGCAGCUCCUGACAUUUUUCUUUUUAAUCGAAAGCAGUACAAUUCCUUUUUACUUUUUUUUGUCAUUUAUGCUCCUAAUAUCAGAAUUGUUUUACUGCUUUAUUUGGUUUUAUUUUAUUUUUCAUUUCUGUCUCACAGUUCCACAGUUUUAUUGACCUUUUAAUAUAUGUUUUUUUAUGAUUAAAUGUAUGUUCUUGUUUUCUAAAUGUUCAUAUUUAAUCUCUUCUUCUGUAUAAUGAUUAGUUACAUUUUAAAUGAUUGGCACCCUUUUUUAAUAAAGGUUCAUUGAUGUUCUAA
This is a messenger RNA of Astyanax mexicanus (Mexican tetra), 6673 nucleotides long. RefSeq names its product ankyrin and armadillo repeat containing (gene ankar). The transcript has 22 exons. Lineage: Eukaryota; Metazoa; Chordata; Actinopteri; Characiformes; Acestrorhamphidae. Bases 173 to 4435 code for a protein of 1420 amino acids. The record is from RefSeq and is a predicted model, not a curated record. Gene Ontology annotation, molecular function: protein binding.